Molecule: messenger RNA, 1113 nt
Organism: Drosophila miranda
Lineage: Eukaryota; Metazoa; Arthropoda; Insecta; Diptera; Drosophilidae
Exons: 3
Coding region: 315-1049 (244 amino acids)
Source: RefSeq, a predicted model, not a curated record
ACAAAACAAGAGAAUUUCCCGCUGUUGACAUAUGUAAAAUUUACAUGCUACUGCAAUCAGUGCAUGCCGUAUUGACAGCAGGAGAACAGUGAACGCCGUCCCCGUCCCCAGAGGGUAAGCGGAAGGGCAGUGUGAAUGGGAAAACCUGUUAAGAGCAGUCCCCUGUGUGAGAGAGAGUUGGCAGACACCCGCUAAUCAGGGCCAUCAACAUGGUACUUCAGCUAAUAAGCCGAUAACGGGGAGCACACUGCCCCACGAAACCAAUUUGAAUCGGUCAAUGAGUUUAGUUUCAAACGGAACGCGGUGCCGACAAAAUGAGGCGCCUCUCAACGACUCACCACUUCAAUAUGCUUGUAUUAUAUCUCCUGGCACUGGGGCAGGUGCGAGUGCGAGUACAGGCGGAGGCCCAAACAAAGAAUCUGGAUCAAUCACUGGCUCUGACAGGUGCAAAUGCCACGCAGGUGGAGGCCAAAGUUCUGCGCCGACACAAACGCUAUUUGGCAUUUCCGGAUGGUUCAUCGGUUUCGGCGGCCAUUUGCAUGACGAUCGGCAUGAUUGGCAACCCCGACGUGGACUUUCUCAGCUGGGCGGUCAACUGGGGCGUCGCCUACGAUCUACCCAAUCGUGAAUGGGUGAUCCAGCAUGCCCAUGGCCUGAACGCAACCCUGGCGAAGGACGUUAUCAAGCGUCGCUCGCGACGCGCCUUCUACGACGAAGUACAGUCCAUCUUCAAUAACAUGGGCUUUAAUGGGCACUCCUGUGUGGCCAGAGCUCUCUGCGAGAGUGCCAGAUUCAUGUUGCCCCAGGAACAGCGGGGCAACAUGCUCCAGGAGCUGGUACGCACUGUCUUUAGCCUGCCCUCGACGCCAGUGGCAGCCCAAGAGCCCCAGGCCCAUCACCAGUAUGAUCGCAUCUACCGCCGCUCCAAACGAUCUUCGAAGGAGUGCCACGAAAUCUAUCCGGGGUGCCAAUUUUCCCUUCUGGCUCUGGCUUUGGGCAAGUACAUGGCCGCCACUACAACCAAGUUGAGUGCCUUUAAUUUUAUGUGAAUUUGUUGUAAGCAAAGAUACGCGCUAUUGGACUGAGAAAAUAAAAGAUAGCUUUUGACUGAAA